CGAAACCGAAGUCGGCAUACAGACUGUUAAUCCGCUCGCGAGCACCAAGCCGGUCCCACGUAUCAUACAUGAAGUAAUUUCAUUACGAACAACUUGUCUCGAUUACGCGCUUUGAUCAUAUUUCAACGCCUCUUCCAUCACUGAUCUCACUCAAAAUGUUUUAGACGUUACUCGCAAACAAACUGGCCUAUUUCUACUUUUUUUUUAUUUUGGUGAAUUAUCUGUGUUGUGAAAUGUUUGUUAUUUUCAUCGCCGCUGCUGUUUUGAGCACAGUGACUGCAGAUUCUUCCGGCAUCAAAAACCUCGCCGGUGAACCGGAUUAUAGACAAGUCCGGCUGCACUGGGAAGUUGAUGAUGAUUCACAAAGCGAAUUUCAAGUCCGGUAUUGUGAACUCCAGACGUGGGGUGCACACAGAUGUCGGACUCAAAUGGUGAAUGAAUCUGAAGAGAAUGAAGUGGACGAGCAGGCGAAGGGCUAUAGUGUCGAAGUCAAAGGGCUUAGGAUGGCCACCACGUACUCGUUUGAGGUCAAAAGGGCCAAGGAGAGGGAGGAUAGGGCCGAAGGCGAUGACAAAGACGAAAAUACCAUUGUGAUACCCACCAAAGGAUUUUCCGCUAAGGCGACGCAGUGCCUUCCUCAUGCCAGUGAGAUCGAAGUAUCAACAGGUCCGUACUUCGGCGGGCGCAUCGCCGUGGAGGCGGCAGACGGGGAGAGGUGCGCCCUAGACGGCGAGGCCAGCAGCCCCCGAGACACCUACACCCUCCGCAUCAACCACACGGAAUGCGGCAGCCAAGUGAACGAGACCACAGUGGCAACUUUCGUUAUCGUCCAAGAAAACCUCCCAAUUUUGACCCACAGCACGAGGAGAUUCCUCGUGUUGUGCUCGUACCAACCGGAAACUCUCACCGUACGUGCCGGAAUAAAUUUACCAACGGGACAUUCCGGUCGUGGCCAGGCACAUAUGGCCCCGGUGCCAUACGAAGAAGACAACACGCUUGGGAGAAGAGGUCGCAACUUCCGAACUGGUAGAUUACUACAAAAACCUGAAGCGCUAGUAAAAGAAGAAACCAAAAUCUCGGAAAAUUUAUCCAAAACAAACGCCGUCCCCGUCAUCGUAAUAGCAAUGCUAUCAAUUGCUGGAGUUAUCGGUAUCAUCGCUAUUGCUAUAAAAAUCACCAACAAGAAGCUUCUUGAAGACUUGGACAACAUUUCUAUCGCUUCCGAGGUGACUACUAGUAGUUGCAGCACAUCACCAGACAGCGAAAUAUCUUGCCACAGCCAACCCCGAUCUGUGAUACAUGUAUAACAUGAUCACUCAUGCAUUAAACAACUAGUACCAAGUGUGAUUACAAUUUGAAUAAACUAAUUUAUAUUUCUA
Tribolium madens (black flour beetle) is the source of this 1379-nucleotide messenger RNA. RefSeq lists its product as uncharacterized. The record is from RefSeq and is a predicted model, not a curated record. Gene Ontology annotation, molecular function: protein binding. Lineage: Eukaryota; Metazoa; Arthropoda; Insecta; Coleoptera; Tenebrionidae. The transcript is spliced from 4 exons. The coding region runs from base 234 to 1307 and encodes 357 amino acids.